Molecule: messenger RNA, 498 nt
Organism: Menidia menidia (Atlantic silverside)
Lineage: Eukaryota; Metazoa; Chordata; Actinopteri; Atheriniformes; Atherinopsidae
Source: the annotation of a GenBank genome assembly
AUGCCGCUCAUCAAGCUCUACUUCACCUCUGUCCUGCUGCUCCUGGUGCUCAGCUGUCCUAUGUGGCAAGUCGGUCAGUGUUUGCCAGUGAUGGGCAAAGGGCCACUCAGUGACUCCUGCGCUUCACAGGCAUGGAUGCUCCUACAGAACAUCACCGAUGCCCUGGGACAGACCCAACUCUUCUGUGAGCAGAAUGUGGAGCUGAAUAUGCUGACCAACACCCCAUCUGUGUGCACACCACAGGAGUCAUGUGUGGCAAACAUUGAAAAGGAUCUCAAUCAUUACUACAAAUUCCUGGCAGCUCAGCCAGACCCAGAAGGUUUGCUUGGUUCAACUGUUCUGCUCAGCCUCACAGAACUCAUGCAGGCUCCUGUGAAUGAUGGGAAUACCUACGUAGAGAGACUGAACCUCUGCAAAGUCCUGAGAGGCUUCCAGGUCCGCACUGUCACAAUUAACAGAGCCAUCAGCUACAUGAAGUCUGAUGUUAACUUUAAGUGA